Emys orbicularis (European pond turtle) is the source of this 1743-nucleotide messenger RNA. RefSeq names its product suppression of tumorigenicity 7 (gene ST7). The coding region runs from base 1 to 1743 and encodes 580 amino acids. Gene Ontology annotation, molecular function: protein binding. The record is from RefSeq and is a predicted model, not a curated record. NCBI's taxonomy places the organism in Eukaryota, Metazoa, Chordata, Testudines, Emydidae. The transcript is spliced from 16 exons.
AUGGCUGAAGCUGGGACAGGCUUUCUGGAGCAGCUCAAGUCCUGCAUCGUCUGGUCAUGGACUUACCUCUGGACCCUGUGGUUCUUCAUCAUGCUUUUCCUGGUCUACAUCCUGAGGGUGCCUUUGAAGAUCAAUGACAAUCUAACCACAGUGAGUAUGUUUUUGAACACAUUAACCCCCAAGUUCUAUGUUGCCUUGACAGGCACUUCUUCAUUAAUCUCAGGUCUUAUUUUGAUAUUUGAGUGGUGGUAUUUUCGCAAGUAUGGGACAUCAUUCAUUGAGCAGGUCUCUGUGAGCCACUUGCGCCCUCUGCUGGGUGGGGUGGACAAUAACUCCCCCAACAACUCUAACACAAGCAAUGGGGACUCUGAUUCAAACCGACAGAGUGUUUCAGAAUGCAAAGUGUGGCGAAAUCCAUUAAACCUAUUCAGAGGAGCUGAGUAUAACCGAUAUACGUGGGUGACAGGAAGAGAACCUUUGACCUAUUAUGAUAUGAAUCUUUCAGCGCAGGAUCAUCAAACGUUUUUUACAUGUGACACAGAUCAUUUACGGCCUGCAGAUGCCAUAAUGCAAAAAGCCUGGAGAGAGAGAAACCCGCAAGCCAGAAUUUCUGCAGCACACGAAGCCUUGGAGUUGAACGAAAUCUGGCCACGAAUAUACUACGGAUUGACUUCGCCGUCUCAUGAAUUAUUGCUUUUUGUCAUUGAUCUCAUUGACAGGUGUGCCACUGCUUAUAUUCUCUUGGCUGAAGAGGAAGCAACGACUAUUGUGGAGGCAGAGAAGCUGUUUAAGCAGGCUCUGAAAGCAGGAGAGGGCUGCUACAGGCGUAGCCAGCAGUUACAGCACCAUGGAGCCCAGUAUGAAGCCCAACACAGACGAGAUACUAAUGUGUUAGUAUACAUUAAGCGGAGGCUGGCAAUGUGUGCAAGAAAGCUGGGAAAGACCAGGGAAGCUGUAAAAAUGAUGAGAGAUUUAAUGAAGGAGUUUCCUCUGCUAAGCAUGUUCAACAUCCAUGAAAACCUGCUAGAAGCUCUGUUGGAGUUACAAGCAUAUGCAGAUGUUCAGGCAGUUUUAGCAAAAUAUGAUGAUAUAAGCUUACCAAAAUCAGCAACGAUAUGCUACACAGCAGCACUGCUCAAAGCCAGAGCUGUCUCUGACAAAUUUUCUCCAGAGGCUGCCUCAAGGCGAGGACUGAGUACAGCAGAGAUGAAUGCAGUAGAAGCUAUUCACAGAGCAGUAGAAUUUAAUCCACAUGUGCCAAAAUAUCUACUAGAAAUGAAAAGCUUAAUACUGCCCCCUGAACAUAUUCUGAAGAGAGGGGACAGUGAAGCAAUAGCAUAUGCUUUCUUUCACCUUCAGCACUGGAAAAGGGUAGAGGGGGCACUGAAUCUCUUACACUGUACGUGGGAAGGCACUUUCAGAAUGAUCCCCUAUCCUUUGGAAAAAGGACACCUUUUUUACCCAUAUCCCAUUUGUACAGAAACAGCAGACAGAGAAUUACUUCCAUCAUUUCAUGAAGUUUCAGUUUAUCCCAAGAAAGAGCUUCCUUUCUUUAUACUCUUCACUGCUGGAUUAUGUUCCUUCACAGCCAUGCUAGCCCUCCUGACACAUCAGUUCCCGGAGCUUAUGGGGGUCUUCGCAAAAGCUUUCCUCAGCACUCUCUUCGCCCCUUUAAAUUUUGUGAUGGAAAAAGUAGAAAGUAUCCUUCCCUCCAGUCUGUGGCACCAGCUGACAAGGAUCUGA